Molecule: messenger RNA, 1023 nt
Organism: Monascus purpureus
Lineage: Eukaryota; Fungi; Ascomycota; Eurotiomycetes; Eurotiales; Aspergillaceae
Source: the annotation of a GenBank genome assembly
AUGUUGAUAGGGUUGUGCGGAGGCAUCUGUGCUGGCAAACAUGCCAUUGCGGAAUAUUUGAUCCAGCAUCAAAAUUUCCAGCUAUUGAAAUUAAACGACAACAACUACCCACGGGUAGCCGAUGAGCCUGAUGAUGAUCUACGGCUACAAGCUUCUGAAAUCAGACGUGUCCAAUCCCCCGAGUUCGUUUUUGAAAAUAUCGACUCACUCAUAGAAUUUGUGACAAAAAGAUGGCGCGAACGUUGGGUUACAACGGACAUUUGGGAUGCUAACACUUCCGAUCGUCUACUCCAGCGGCCCUUCUUUCUUCUUGUAAGCGUUGAUGCGCCAGUUAGUCUUCGAUGGAAGAGGUUCUCUGAUAGAUGCUGGAGAAGACAACUUGACCCCCCGGACCUUGAGAAAUUUGUACUCUGGAAUGAUCGACAUCUAUACGAUAGAGACGUUGGACGCGCCUAUUUGACUGAUAGAGCCCAUGUCAGAUUGUUUAAUUCAUCAUCUUCUUUGCAGGAAUUGCAUACUUCACUGGAUUCCCUCAACCUAGCUGAUGAGCAGCGGUUACGACCGAAUUGGGAUCAAUAUUUCAUGCAGCUGGCAUCUCUCGCUGCGCAGAGGAGCAAUUGCAUGAAACGAAGAGUGGGCUGUGUUCUCGUCCGGGAACACCGCGUUAUCAGUACUGGGUACAAUGGGACCCCACGACAUCUCAGGAACUGCAACGAAGGCGGAUGCUCGAGAUGCAACAGGGGCGAAGGAGGAGGCGUUGGAUUGUCGACUUGCCUAUGCAUUCAUGCAGAAGAAAAUGCGUUAUUAGAGGCUGGAAGGGAGCGCAUACGAGAAGGCGCUAUUCUUUACUGCAAUACGUGUCCUUGCUUGACAUGCACCGUCAAGAUUGCACAGGUUGGAAUUUCCGAGGUUGUAUACUCACAAAGCUAUAAUAUGGACCGAGAUAGUGCUGCCAUUUUGGAAGCAGCCGGCGUGCGUCUUAGGCAAUUUUUUCCUCCUUUUAAUGGUCUCAUCUACCUUUGA